This is a messenger RNA of Bactrocera tryoni, 958 nucleotides long. Its product is annotated as phospholipid scramblase 2. The record is from RefSeq and is a predicted model, not a curated record. Gene Ontology annotation, biological process: plasma membrane phospholipid scrambling. Gene Ontology annotation, molecular function: phospholipid scramblase activity. Bases 47 to 886 code for a protein of 279 amino acids. NCBI's taxonomy places the organism in Eukaryota, Metazoa, Arthropoda, Insecta, Diptera, Tephritidae. The transcript is spliced from 6 exons. Gene Ontology annotation, cellular component: plasma membrane.
UUGAAAAAAAAAAAUAAAAUUGUGUCCAAAAUAAUAACCGUUAAAAAUGUUACAAAACGAUGCCGUGCGAAAUUUGCAGUACGACAGCGAAAUUCGUGUCGCGCAACAAAAUAACGCCGAACCGAGAGUUUAUGAUGGACCAAUCAGCAUUACCUCACAACCGACAACAGCACCGGAACGUAUACCGUUACCACUACCAGUUUCAACGGUAGGCAACAGUUUACCGGCACACCGCAGUUUUAACAUACCCAUGACCGGUUAUGAUUUUCUCACAGAGUUGCCAUCGGUGCAUAUUGAACAAACAUUUGAAUUGAAUGAGGCUUUAACGUCGGUCUCUUCUGAGAACCGCUAUGUCGUGCGCUCACCACUCGGCGAUGCCAUCUACGCCGCUUCGGAGAGUUCAACCUCUAAUCAUCGACUGUUGUGUGGCGCCGCACGUCCCUUCCAAAUGCAUUUGUUGGAUAAAACACAUCAGGAGGCAUUGCUGUUUCGCAAGCAAUUUGCGCUCGGUGCCAUGUGCUGUCAUCCCAAAAAUCUGGAGGUAUGGACACCGCCGGGUAAUUUAAUGGGGCGCGUAGUACACUCGCCCACAUUUCUGCGACCUGAAUAUUUCAUACAAGACGGUGUUACCGGUGAGCCAAUAUUUUGCAUUGAAGGCCCCGAAAAUUCGGGCUUCUGCUGCUUCUGUUUGCCAAAAGAAUCGUUUUUCAAGAUACAUUCCGGCGGCGAUCUGCGCGCUUCCAUCGAUCACAAGUGGGUCGCGGGAAAAUCACAGUACACCACAAAUAUAUAUUAUAGUGAUACAAAAUUAUCGGCCAAGGAGCGCGCAUUGAUUUUGGGUGCGGCGUUUUUAAUGGAGUACAUGUAUUUCCAAACUCGACUCUGAGCCGAGAAAUUGCGAAACAACAGUCUGGCAGCACUUUCUGUAAAAUAUAUUAUACAUUUUAUAUUGGGACUA